Hermetia illucens (black soldier fly) is the source of this 1155-nucleotide messenger RNA. RefSeq lists its product as uncharacterized. The transcript has 2 exons. Lineage: Eukaryota; Metazoa; Arthropoda; Insecta; Diptera; Stratiomyidae. The record is from RefSeq and is a predicted model, not a curated record. Bases 455 to 1006 code for a protein of 183 amino acids.
UGAACGUUUGAAUCAAGUGAUAUGUCCCACGUGAAACUGAAAGUAUCCUAGCUGAUCAGUCAUCAGGACAUUUGCAGAGAGAAAUCAGAAACAGGGAAGAGUACUUGCGGGUGUAUGAAAAGGGCUUAAAAGUGAAACUAGGACAUCGACUUGAAAAAAUAGCGGUAAUUAGCUACCAAAUGCGAACGAGGAACUCGUAGUUAGAUACCCAAACAAAUAAAAAAAUCCUCAAAAUUUUGAAGAAGUUUUAAAUAAUUCCCACUUAUAAUACCAUAAACAUUGCAAAGUGGUCAUUAAUGGAUCAUGCAAGUGGCUUUUACCUUUCUGUUCUGUUUAUCUCCAACCAAGUGUGAAAAUGAUGUUCCACACGAAAAAUUAUGAGCGAAAAACGAAUUUUAAUUUUUGUGCACGCAGUUAGCGUUGCAUUUUCGAUCGAAUACGAAGAAACAUCGAAAUGCGAUCAAAAUAUUACCUAAUUUUCCUGAUUUCGGCCUCAGCUAUCUUAGCUAGGAAGAUAAACUGCUUGUGUUGGACCAGCAAUAGUUUUCAUCAUGGACAAAGAAGCGGAUAUGUCAGUAUAAAGACAACCGCUGCAAACGGCACCUAUUUAGCUUUCGACGUUGAUCUAUUUCAUUCUUACACUAACCCUACAUGGAACAUUGAAUUAUUCAGAUGGAGUUCGACACGUGGGUUUAAUACGCUUUUCAAUUCAUCAAUCCGAGUUUGUGAAAUGCAACGAUUUUCAGCUCGGAAUCCGUUUAUGAAGGGAUUCGUGAAGGUUGUUUUGGAAUUAUCUAAUUUUACCCUGACAUGCCCGCUGCCUGCCAAUAGAUAUUAUAUUCGCUUGAGUGCCGAUAGUGUCCCGAAGAUUUUCCCAAUGUAUGCGCUUUUCCAGCCGAAUGCACGUUUUCAUCUGCAGAACCGAUUUUACGAACAAAACCCUAGAGGAAACUACACACUUUUGGCGGAGCUAGUUAUAAAUUUGAUCCUGCGAUCUGAUUGCUGAAAACAAUCUAGGUGUCUAGCAUGAAGAAUCUGCGCGGCAUACAUUGUAACAAUUAGGUAUCCAGACAUUUACUAUGUAAUGCACAUACAUAUAUCCGUUUUUUAUGAGCGAAUAAAGGAAAAUUAAAACAUAAGAAAAUAUAAGGAAAA